AUGUCUCAUUCUAUUGGUUCAUUUUUAUUACCCUAUAUAAUUCUUCAUUUAAUUGGUGAAAAUCUUGGUCAAGAUGUAUUAGAUAAAGAAAUUAAAGCAUUCAUUUCUUAUACAAAUCAAUAUGAUGCAAACGAAAUAAAUCCAUCUUCUGAUGUUCUUCAUCAAAUUGGUCAAAUCAUAUUUACUUUAAUCGAUUUUCUUCUUUUAUUUUCCUCUUUAAAUACCAUCGAUCCAAAUGAACAAGCUAAAGAAUUAAAUCAACGUAAACGUCAACCACCACCACCACCACCGCAACAACAACAAAAACAAUCAAAUCAAGAUCCAUUAAAUAUUCAAGAUGGUACAUGGAAUAAUUUAGGUAUAAUAAGAAUACGUGAUUAUAUACGUUUAUUACAUACUGAUCUUUCUCUUGCUCGUAUUGCAUUUAAAUAUGAUCAUUAUACACGUGCAUAUCGUCAUUUUGAAAUGUAUUCAUCAACUGAACAACAACAAAUAAAUAUUUCUCAUAAUAGUGAAUUUCUUUUAAAAUUAUUUCAUCGUUUAAAUGAUCAAGAUUCAGCUUAUGGUAUUAUUGGUAUACGUAAUAUGAUACCAAAACAAUUAGAUAAUCCUCGAACAGAUAUUUAUGAAGAAAUUUUAUCAUAUGAAUUAACUGGACAAAUUGAUGAAGCUAUUGUUGCAUAUGAAAAUGUUUUAGAAAUGAAUGAAUUAAAUCAAACAAAUAUACAUUUAUAUUUAGGUUAUUUAAAUAAUUUAUUAACUCAACAACAAUUUCAACAUACAAUUGAUCAAUCAACUGGUAUUAUUGUUCAAUAUCCAACAUGGAUUAAUAUGUUAAAUCCAUUACGUAUUGAAGCUGCAUGGAAAUUAUCAAAAUGGAAUUUAUUAGAAAAAUUUUGUUCAUAUCAAAAUGAUAAUUUAUAUUUAAAUCAUAAUGAACAAAUAAAUGAAAAUUCAAAAAUGAAUAUUUUACAUGAUUUACAUGUUUCAAAACAAUUUGAAGAAUAUGUUGGAAAAAUUUUAUGUCAAGCUAAAAAACAAAAUCGUGAUGAAUUUUAUUCAGAAUUACGUUUAGCAUUAAAUUCAUUAAUGGGACCUAUAUCAGCAGCUAGUAUGGAAGUUGGAUCAUAUCAACGUGGAUAUGAUUAUUUAGCUAAAUUACAUUUACUUAAAGAUCUUGAAUAUUAUGUUUUAAAAAAUAUUUUUCAUGAUGAAAAUUCUAUUAUGAUUAUUGAUAAUGAUGAUAAUAUUGAUGAUAUAUGGUCACAAAGACAUGCAUUAUUACCACCCAAUAGUAAAUAUAUUGAACCAUCAUUAGCAUUAAGACGAACACUUUUAUUAUUAGAUGAUAUUAAUCAUACUAAACAACAUGCUGUAUUAGAAAUUGGUGAAUGUUGGUUACAUAGUGCACGUAUAGCACGUGCACAAAAUAAUUCAUUAGCAGCUAUUGGAUCAUUAAUGAAAGCUAAUCAAUCACAUCCAAUUGAAGUAGCUAUUGAACGUGCACAAUGGAUGUGGGAUAAAGGAGAAAAAGAUCGAGCUAUAAUGAGUUUAAAACAAAAGAAAAUUGAAUUAUUAGAUUCAAGAACAAAUAAUGAUGGAAAUCAUAAUGAAAAUAGAUUACAAGUUUCAACUGAUUUGAAAGCACAAGUAUGGUUAUUAUUAGCUCGUUAUAGUGAACAAAAUUCUCCUCAUGAAGCCGUUUUUGAAAUGUAUAAACAAGCUCAAGAAGCAGCUCCACAUUGGGAAGAAACACAUUUUUAUUUAGCACAAUUUUAUGAUACAUUACUUUCAUCAUGUAUUGAAUCCGAUCCAACAUCAUCAAAUUCUACUUCAACAACAACAACAAAUAAUUUUCUAUCAUCAAAUGGACUUUCAUUAGAAAAUAAAUUACGUAUGAUGGAAUAUAUUCGUUUAGCUGUUAAUACAUAUUGUCGUUCAUUAAAAUAUGGUUGUGAAUUUAUCUAUCAAUCGUUAACACGUUUAUUAACAAUGUGGCUUGAUUUUGCAUCUGAUCUUGCACCAUUUAUUAAACCAAUACCAACAACAACAACAUCACGUAAACAACAAUCAUUAACAGUUGCAGCCAUUAAUUUACCUGAUGCAGCACAAAUUAAACAAUAUGGACAAGCAAAAUUAACUGAAAUAACACGAGAAGUAUCAUCAUGGACAACACGUAUACCACCUUAUUUAUUUCUUGCUGCUUUUCCUUAUAUGGUUUCACGUAUAUGUCAUAGUGAAGAUAUGACAUCAAAAGCUUUAAAUUCAAUAAUAACACAAGUAUUUGCUGCUUUUCCUCAACAAACAUUAUGGAUGAUGAUUAAUUUAUAUGGUUCAUCAAAUAGUAUGCGACGUGAUCGUUGUAUUGCUAUUUGGAAUGAAGCUUCAAAUAUUGAACCUGGUUUACAUAAUUUUGUUGUCGAAGCAACAAUACUUAUUAAACAACUUGAUACAUUAUGUAUGCAUACUGGUACAUAUGGACAAAAUAAAAUAAGUUUAUCAGCACAAUUUAAAUCAUUUAAACGUUCAUAUACAACAUGUCCAAUUCUUAUACCAAUUCAAUCACAAAUGCAAGUUUGUUUACCACCACCGCCAGUAAGAUUUUCUCUAUCGACAACAUCAGCACAUGUUCAACAACAACACCAACAAAUAAUGAAUGGUGAUCUUCCAUCAGAAACAUCAGUCAAGUUAACAGCUAUGGCAAAUAAACAAGGUCCAUUAGGACGAACAACAGCAAAAAGAACUGCACAAGUAGGAUCAACAACAACUGGAACAAAUAAAAUACCACAAAAAACUUAUUAUGAUGCACGACAUCAACCAUUUCCUGAUGCUGUUGUUACGAUUCAGAGUUUCCAAGAUACCAUUGAAGUAUUAUCAUCAUUACAACGACCAAAAAAAAUUGUUAUAAUUGGUAGUGAUGGACAAUCAUAUCCAUUUUUAUGUAAAUCUCAAGAUGAUCUUCGUGUUGAUUCACGUUGUUUAGAUUUUUGUCAUUUAUUUAAUAAAUGUUUAAAAAAAAAUAGUGAAACACGUCGUCGUCAAUUAAAUAUUCGUACAUAUGCUGUUUAUCCAAUAAAUGAACGUUGUGGAUUAAUUGAAUGGUUACCUAAUUUAUGUACAUUUCGUUCAUUAGUAACAAAAUUUUAUCGACAACGUAGUUCAAAUUUUUCUGAAGUAUCCAAUCGAGAAAUAAAAGUUUAUGGAAAUAGUAAAGAUAAAACAAAAGAAACUCGUUAUAAUGAUUUCCUUAAAUUAUUGGCUUUUCAUCAACCAGCUGUAUUUCAUCAAUAUUUUUUUGCUGCUUAUCCUGAUCCAAAUCGUUGGUAUAUAAGUCGAAUGAAUUUUGUUCGUUCAACAGCUGUUAUGUCAAUGAUUGGUUAUAUAAUGGGUUUAGGCGAUCGACAUUGUGAAAAUAUUCUUAUUGAUACAUGUACAGGUGAAACAGUUCAUGUUGAUUUUAAUUGUUUAUUUAAUAAAGGAUUAACAUUUGAAAUUCCAGAGAAAGUACCAUUUCGUUUAACACAUAAUAUUGUUGAUGGUAUGGGUACAUUAGGUGUUGAAGGUGUAUUUCGUAAAACAUGUGAAAUUAUUUUACAUUUAAUACGCGAUGAACGUGAAUUACUUGUAUCAGUUUUAAAAACAUUUAUUUAUGAUCCAUUAGUGGAAUGGAAAUCAGCAACAAGAGAAGAAGUUGCUAAUAUGAAAAAACAACAAAUUGAAGGUGGAGAAGUUGUUAAUAUGAAGGCUCAAACACAUGUGAGAAAUAUAUUAGAACGUGUACGAGGUUAUUGUACAGAUGAAUUAACAGGCAAACGUGUUGUAUUACCAUUAUCGGUUGAAGGACAAGUUGAUCAUUUAAUUCAACAAGCAACAAGUAAUGAAUUAUUAUGUCAGAUGUUCAUCGGUUGGGCGGCUUAUUUAUAA
Molecule: messenger RNA, 3924 nt
Organism: Rotaria sordida
Lineage: Eukaryota; Metazoa; Rotifera; Eurotatoria; Philodinida; Philodinidae
Source: the annotation of a GenBank genome assembly